Molecule: messenger RNA, 1692 nt
Organism: Hyaena hyaena (striped hyena)
Lineage: Eukaryota; Metazoa; Chordata; Mammalia; Carnivora; Hyaenidae
Gene: TMEM9
Product: transmembrane protein 9
Exons: 5
Coding region: 128-826 (232 amino acids)
Cellular component (GO): lysosomal membrane
Source: RefSeq, a predicted model, not a curated record
CGAUGCCCCCUGCGGCCGUGUUUGCGAGAGGCCUCCCUUCCGGGCCCACCGGGUGGGCAAUGGAGAGCCGGAGACUUGGUCGAGAGGGAAGGCAGCAUUUGGCCACAGGGUUUUAGGAGGCCUUGGAAUGCUGAGCCCAGCCCCCAACCCCAUUCCAACGUCCCGGCGAGAGGCCGGGAAUACGGGCUGUGGUGUGGCCACCUUCCCUUUCCCGACUUCAUUAUCUCUUAUGCAGGUGUCCGGUCUGGUUGGCCCCCUGCCAAGCCUGCUAAGCAUGAAGCUCCUAUGUUUGGUGGCCGUGGUCGGGUGCUUGCUCGUGACCCCAGCUCAAGCCAACAAGAGCUCUGAAGAUAUCCGUUGCAAAUGCAUCUGUCCACCAUAUAGAAACAUCAGUGGGCAUAUUUAUAACCAGAAUGUAUCCCAGAAAGACUGCAACUGUCUGCACGUGGUGGAGCCCAUGCCGGUGCCUGGCCAUGACGUGGAGGCCUACUGUCUGCUGUGCGAGUGCAAGUACGAGGAGCGCAGCACCACCACCAUCAAGGUCAUCAUUGUCAUCUACCUGUCAGUGGUGGGGGCUCUCUUGCUCUACAUGGCCUUCCUGAUGCUGGUGGACCCUCUCAUUCGAAAGCCGGAUGCAUACACUGAACAGCUGCACAAUGAGGAGGAGAACGAGGAUGCUCGCUCUGUGGCAGCUGCCACUGCCUCCCUGGGGGGCCCUCGAGCAAACACCGUCUUAGAGCGCGUGGAAGGCGCUCAGCAGCGGUGGAAGCUGCAGGUACAGGAGCAGCGCAAGACCGUCUUCGAUCGGCACAAGAUGCUCAGCUAGAUGGGCCGCCGAGGUCAGAUCAAGGAGCAGAGACCACGACUGCCAGCUUCUGGGGCUGGACGGAGCCAGAGGCCCUUUCCCCCCACUUGGUGCCACCCUUCCCAGGUUUUCUCUUUAGAAGCCCGUGGCCACUUUCCCUCUCCUCUCUCUUUUUAGGAAAGUCGUAGCCCGCUGAUCAGAUCUGGGAAGAGUGAUGGGGUCCCUGGUCUCUGGUUUGCCUGCUCACAUCUUGGGGUUAAGGGGAGGGGAUGGUGGCUAGAGCAGAGCUGAGACUCCUCAGGUGGCCUCAGGAUUGGAACAGUCGAGACCACCUUACUUCACCCUGGCCACCCUUCCAGCUCCAAAUCUCGGGAAUGUUCUUAGCCUUUGCAAGAUGGAGCUGGGCCAUCCAGAGCUUAGUGUGUUGGAGGAAAGCAGUCCGCAUGGGCUCCUCUGCUGUGAGUUGUGGGGCCACCUUCCUCCCACCUCAGUACCUCAGCCCCAGCUCCACCUGUUUCCAUCCCUCAGGAUGUCUCUGGUGGGACAGCCGAUCCCACUGAGCCACACUGUGUCUUCAGGGCACACCCGGACGCUUGUCUCCCCUCCCCCCCCCGCUCUUCCACCAGUGCACGGCGGUGCCGAUGCAGCUUGCUUACUCUGCCACCUGGGCCCUCACCCCCACAUCCCCGUGUCUGCACUUGCUGAGCCAGACAGUUGGUGGGACCAUGUGACCAAGAGGCUGAGUGGUGGCUCUGAAUAUCAUAGCUCCUGUCCUUGGAUUUCCUCUCGCCUCUGAAUUUCAUUGUAGCAGUGCAUGGAGAGAAACGUUUGUCCUUCCGUUGUCUGUACAUCAAGGAAGCCAUCAUUAAAUUGUCUUAUUUCUCUCA